Messenger RNA from Linderina pennispora, 1107 nucleotides. RefSeq names its product ribonuclease T2. Gene Ontology annotation, biological process: RNA catabolic process. The record is from RefSeq and is a predicted model, not a curated record. Lineage: Eukaryota; Fungi; Kickxellomycota; Kickxellomycetes; Kickxellales; Kickxellaceae. Gene Ontology annotation, cellular component: extracellular region. Gene Ontology annotation, molecular function: RNA binding; ribonuclease T2 activity. The transcript has a single exon. Bases 58 to 1092 code for a protein of 344 amino acids.
CAGCAUCCAUACAUUUGCAUUCACAUCAACUUCAACUGCAUCAAAAACUCUUCAAAAAUGCGUCUCAUUCUGAUUACCUUUAUCGCCUGCGUCAUUCUCCUGGCAUACCCAGAAAUUGUCCACGCGGCAAGGAACAAGGCCGGCAAGGAGACUUCCGCGUCGACGGGUAAGACCAGCAGCAGCACCACCAAGGGCGGGUCCAAGAAGCAGAGCACAGGUAGCGAUAGCAAGGCCGGGAGCGGAAGCAAGACCUCGACCACUCCAACCAAGGACAAGAAGAAGGGCAGCAAGACACAGGCUGAUGCCCCCAAGUCCUCGCCGCCAGCUGGCACCGCAUCGUCGCCAAGUGAGGAGCAGACCAUCGAGCCUGUUACCCGCGACAAGUGCCCAUCAAAGCCCGAGUCGUGUUCGAGCAGCAUCAAGGGACUGAGCACCUGCUGCUAUGAGGAGUAUGGAGUCCACCUGUUUUCGGUCCAGUGGGACAAGACGCUAAAUCAGGCACCUGGAUUCACCAUCCACGGACUGUGGCCCAACACCUGUGCGAAUGGGCCAGCACCGCCGUCUGGCUGCGGCAAGUCGGACCGUCGGCUGAAGAGCCCCAAGGUGACCGAGAUUCUGAAGAAGAACGGCCUGCUUGAUCAGAUGAACAUGUACUGGCCGUCGCGCGGUGCGAGCAACGGCCAGUUCUGGAUGGAGGAGUGGAACAAGCACGGGACAUGCGCCAGCACACUCAACCCCGAGUGCUAUCCCGCACCGAAAAAGAGCAAUGCUGAUGCUGUCGAGUACUUUGGACGGGCACUGGAGCUGAACAAAAAGUAUGACUUUUACACUGCACUCAAGGAAGGCGGGGUUGUGCCUGAUGACAAGGAGACGUAUACACCAAAGCAGAUCACCGACGCGAUCGAGAAGAAGUACAAUAUCGCAGUUGACCUGCGGUGCAACGGAAAUGUGCUGAGCGAGAUCCGCACGUUCUUCAACGUCAAGGACAUCACCUCGUACGUGCCUAUUGCUAUUCCCAAGAACGAAGUUGGCGUGCCCAAGAAGCAGUGCACUGGCAACAUUGUCUAUCCAGCCAAGAACCCGCAGGAGUAAAUAUCUCAAUUUGUA